This is a messenger RNA of Panicum virgatum (switchgrass), 3357 nucleotides long. RefSeq names its product putative cytochrome c biosynthesis ccmC-like mitochondrial protein. The record is from RefSeq and is a predicted model, not a curated record. Gene Ontology annotation, biological process: heme transport; cytochrome complex assembly. The transcript has a single exon. Gene Ontology annotation, molecular function: heme binding; heme transmembrane transporter activity. Gene Ontology annotation, cellular component: plasma membrane. The coding region runs from base 2305 to 3027 and encodes 240 amino acids. Lineage: Eukaryota; Viridiplantae; Streptophyta; Magnoliopsida; Poales; Poaceae.
GAACAGUCUCACUAUUCGAUGAACUAGGGUGGGCCAGGGAACUCGUAGCUUAUGCACGCGCACGAGGCAUGAAAAAGGAGGAAAGUCAUUACAUAGGAAAGGAGCACACGCCAUAGAGGAAUUAUCAUGUUAUGCCUGGUAAUUCUGACUUCAGAAGAAAGAAAAGAAGUCAUCCCAGGAGUGUGUGUUUUCUCAUAGGAGAAUCCAUCCUCUAGUAAAGUUAGCUUUCAGCACAUAAAUGUCAGUACGUCACUCACCACCUAGCUAUUGUAUUCCAUCCCACUCAAGUACCACUUAAGAGGAUAAUAACUAAGUAAAGGCCGGUUAAGAAAGAGUUGUGAGAAGAAUUCUUCAGUCAAUCCGGCAGCCAGGCGUCCUUGUAUUGCUUGUAGUUUCGGCAGGGAGGGCGUUGUAUGGUAUAGCUAGUAGAGCUGUCCAACCCAGAAAGCAGUGAAUAAAGAAAGAGAUCCCCAUUCUUGAGAAGAAAGAGUCUGAGGAAAUGUAGUAAGGUCAAUCAUGGUGAAUGAACACUUACUAUAGGAAAUCAAAGAGUUGGAGUUGGGAAUUCGAUCUAUUAAAAAGGCCUGUGCCUUCUACUCUGGACGGGGAAGAAGCCGUCAAUACUGGAUAGUUUUAAUCAUUGACUAAAUGGAAAGUACGGUACUAGUUCAGUGAUAGUGCUGGAAAACUCAGAUGCUACACACAUGGGCUAGAAAGUAUCUCCUUUAUGUUCUUUACAUUUACAGUUGACCGACUCAACCCACAAAUGUUUUCUACUGGAAAAUUUGCCUACUUAUCAGACCUUUUCAGCUGGAGCUGAGCGAGGAUUCAUAGACUUGAAACAACUCGGCACUCGCAUCUGAGAAUUAUCGUAUAAUAGAUAGGCCUGUGGAACUCCCCCGAAUAAAUGAGCGACUCGCCAGACUCGAACUGACGUAGGUGAUAGAUAGAGUCCUUCUUUCCAUUUUGGAUUGAUAAAGCGUCAGGCCCAAAGAGCUCUACAGUAGUGCCUUGCGAGGUCGUAGACCCGGUAACCCAUCGUUCGCCUAAGAUCGAAAAUGCUUAGUCACAUCACUCUUCAUUCAGUUCAGUCCAUUUGCUUAACACAUGCAUGUCCAAAGAGAUGGCGAUGACAGUCUCUCUCUUUAAAAUCGAGAUUGUGUGGGUGUUCAGUCUACCGCUCAUGUUCACGUUCUCAAAAUAUGGCUUUUCGUUGGGAAAAAAAACUCCCACGCCACAACAAAAAAAAAGUCUCCCUUUCUCUUUUCGGGAUUGGGAGCAGGAAAGAGUUUGUUAUUCGCUAUUGGCUUAGUACGGCCUAUACAUAAUAGGGCCAUGACACAACGGAUAGCGGACGGAAGCGAGGAAGGGGGAACCCUACCGACCGCAUGCCGAAAAUGCAUUUCUCCUUUGAAUUACUCAUUGAAUAAAAUGGAAUUUUUCCAAUGUUUUCCCGUCUCGAACUCCGCUUCUCUAAGAUCCUGGGUAAGAUCUUCUUCUUACACGCUGAUCUUUUAGGGUUAAAAUUUCUUAUUUUUUUUUUCAUAACGCUCUUCUUGGGUGCUUUUUUUUGGCCACGUUAUCAGGCGCGGACUAGUCGCUUUUUCACUAUUUUUUUGACUGUCUUCUUAGCGCUAUCAUCUUUCAUGACCGCGGCGGAAUGUAUGGAUAAUAAUAAUGAAGCUCCCCAUCCCCAGGUUCCUGCCGCCCCACCUGCGGGACUAGAGGAAGAUAUAAGGGGCACCUUACUAAAUAUAGUGAGCGAGCCCGCGGGGCCACUCGAAUUACCAAGCAUUAUAAGAGAAAUGAGGGGCUUUUUCUCCCACUACGCCACCGGUGGGAGAAAUCCUUCCACCCGGAACAUUCAGACUUGGUUAGCAACAGAAUUUUCGAUAGACCAAUCCCAAACGGACGAAAGGGCGGCAAUCAUCGCCGCAAUGCAAGAAAUAAAAGAAGAAUACCCCCCGGAUUCUUUAUCUCCGGGGCAAGCUAAGGAUCAUCUUUAUAAUAGAAUGAACACCUGGCUAGAUGCCAGGGGCAGGGAGAACCUGAAUUUGCGAAAAACGAGUUGGCCUCCAUUGAGUUAGUUAGGGGUAAGAGGGGACGGGCCCGUAUAGAAAGUAAAUCCUUCUUUUUCCGAUAUGCCGCUCCGCAAGCAAGGAGUGCCACGCACGAGCGGAGCGAAAACUAAGCAAGGGGAAUUCCGUCAUUCCAUGGAAAGCAUGCGAAAUCCUUUGAUUGUUUAUAGAAUCAAAAUCACUAUAUAGUCUUUCUUGUUCCACUUGCAAGGCAAGGAAAAAUAAAAUGUCAGUUUCGUUAUUACAACCUUAUUUUUUUAUGUCAAAGACAAAAAGCUACGCGCAAAUUCUCAUUGGAUCUCGGUUGUUCUUAACAGCGAUGGCUAUUCAUUUAAGUCUUCGGGUAGCACCACCAGAUCUUCAACAAGGUGGAAAUUCUCGUAUUUCGUAUGUACAUGUUCCUGCGGCUCGGAUGAGUAUAGUUAUUUAUAUCGCGACAGCUAUAAACAGUUCCUUGUUCCCAUUAACAAAACAUCCCCUUUUUCUUCGCUCUUCCGGAACCGGUACAGAAAUUGGUGCUUUUUCUACUUUGUUUACGUUAGUGACUGGGGGGUUUCGGGGAAGGCCUAUGUGGGGUACCUUUCGGGUGUGGGAUGCUCGUUUAACUUCUGUAUUCAUCUUGUUCCUUAUUUACCUGGGUGCACUGCGUUUUCAAAAGCUUCCUGUCGAACCGGCUCCUAUUUCAAUCCGUGCUGGACCGAUCGAUAUACCAAUAAUAAAGUCUCCAGUCAACUGGUGGAAUACAUCGCAUCAACCUGGGAGCAUUAGCCGAUCUGGUACAUCAAUACAUGUUCCUAUGCCCAUUCCAAUCUUGUCUAACUUUGCUAACUUCCCCUUCUCUACCCGUAUCUUGUUCGUUCUGGAAACACGUCUUCCUAUUCCAUCUUUUCCCGAAUCUCCCUUAACGGAAGAAAUAGAAGCUCGAGAAGGAAUACCACUAAAAACCUAGUUCGCUCUCAAAUAAAAACCUAGUUCACUCGCUAAAGCAUCCAUGGCUGAAUGGUGAAAGCGCCCACCAACCUAGAAAGGCAAAAUGGGUCAAAAAGUAGGUUCGAUUCCUGCCGGAUGCACUGCCUCUUAAAGACAGAAACAGAGGAGGGAAAGAAGGUAGUAUAGGGAACUUGCUUUUGGAUUCUUAUCGAAAGUGAAUCCCUCUAACACUUCAGUUAGUGUUUUAUGAGAAAAUCUUUGCAGCCUAGACACAACAAGUGUGAAAAUCUUAGUCACUAGGCAAGAAUGGAAAGAAUUUAUUAUUCUUUCCAUUCUUCCAGAUCAUUCU